AUGAUACGAAGACGAUUUUUGGGAAUCACUGACAAUGCAAAUUCAUUCCACCAAACGUCAAAGUGGAUUGAUGAUGUUCGCACAGAAAGAGGAAGUGAUGUAAUCAUUAUGCUUGUAGGCAACAAAACUGAUCUAGCAGAUAAACGACAAGUAUCUACAGAAGAAGGCGAACGUAAGGCUAAAGAAUUGAACGUGAUGUUUAUCGAAACUUCGGCAAAAGCUGGUUACAACGUAAAGCAACUUUUCCGACGUAUUGCGGGAGCACUGCCUGGCAUUGAACCCGACCAGAAGGACAAACAUGACAUGCAAGAAGUGAAGUUAAGCGAUGCACCUAUUCGACAAGUUCAAAUGCAAGAAAGUGGUUGUUGGUGUUAA
Thelazia callipaeda (thelaziosis nematode) is the source of this 375-nucleotide messenger RNA. The record is from the annotation of a GenBank genome assembly. NCBI's taxonomy places the organism in Eukaryota, Metazoa, Nematoda, Chromadorea, Rhabditida, Thelaziidae.